Eufriesea mexicana is the source of this 3650-nucleotide messenger RNA. Its product is annotated as F-BAR domain only protein 2. The coding region runs from base 19 to 2994 and encodes 991 amino acids. Lineage: Eukaryota; Metazoa; Arthropoda; Insecta; Hymenoptera; Apidae. Gene Ontology annotation, cellular component: plasma membrane; clathrin-coated pit; clathrin-coated vesicle. The transcript has 13 exons. Gene Ontology annotation, biological process: clathrin coat assembly; clathrin-dependent endocytosis. The record is from RefSeq and is a predicted model, not a curated record.
UCUGAUCGCGGUUCCAACAUGACUGUGGAUUUCGCCGACUACUUUUGGGGCGAAAAGAAUAAUGGAUUUGACGUGUUAUAUCAUAACAUGAAGCAUGGUGCAGUUGCAAGCAAGGAGUUGGCUGAGUUUCUAAAAGAACGAUCAACUAUAGAAGAAAAUAAUUAUAAAGUUCUGAGUAAGCUAGCUAAACAAGCUGGCAGUAGCAGUAGUAUACAAGGAACAUUUGCACCUGUUUGGGCUGCCUUAAGAGGUGCAGCAGAAAAGCUAGCUGGUUUGCACUUGCAAAUGGCCCAAAGGGUCACUGAACUAAUAAAAGAUGUAUCAAAAUAUACAGAUGAAUUGCAUAAAAAACACAAGGCUGUAAAAGAAGAAGAAUCAUCCACCUUGGAAGUUGUACAAAGUAUUCAGAGUAUCACUGUGACUUUACAUAAGGCAAAAGAUAUGCGUAUGCAAAAAGGGCUUGAAUUAGAAAAAUUGAGGAAAGACAAUGCUAGCCAGAAAGAAUUAGAAAAAGCAGAGAUUAAAUUUAAAAAAGCACAGGAUGAUUACAAAACUUUGGUUGAUAAAUACAUGAUCAUAAGGAAUGAUUUUCAAACUAAAAUGACACAGGCAUGCAGGCGGUUUCAAGAUGUGGAGGAAACACACUUAAAACAUAUGAAGGAGUUCUUAAAUAUUUAUGCAGAUGUUUUACAGUCAAAUCACGAACAAGUUGGUCAGGUUCAUAUUGAUUUUAAACGGCAGUGUUUGGACAUGACAGUGGAUAAAUUACUAGAACAAUUUGUACAAAGCAAAUAUACAGGUUUUGAGAAGCCAGGUACAUUCGAAUAUGAAGAGAUCAUGACGGGUUUAGGAGAAAUGACCAGUCAUUCCCAAAUGGAAAGCAAUGUUGAAACACCUAAGGAAACAUCAAAAGGAGCAAAUGGAGAAACAGGCGUUGCUGGUAACACUCACAGUUCAAAAAACGAUCGGGGAUUAAAAGGGGAGGGUUGUCAGGUGGAUGAGGAAAAAGGGACAGUACAAGAAAAAAAAAAUGAAAGACUGAAUGAAAGAGAUAGAGAACUAUCACAUGCACAAGCCACCAAGGCUUCCCGCCGUACUGCCUCGCUACUCAACCUGUUCAUGUCCAACUCCCAGGACAAACAGAAGCAAGCAGGGUCUGGUUCGGCACCUGCAACUCCUCAGGGGAACAACCUGCCUCCUGCUGUUCCACCUCCCAGCAUCUCCAGGAACCCUCUCAGAGGAUCUAAAUGGUUUCUUCGCAGCAGAAGAGAAAAAAGAAAGGAAAAGAAGGCGAAAAAGAAGAAGGAUAUUGUGGAAACGAGUAGCAACAAAGAAGAAAAGUCUGACCUGGAGGAUAAGGAUGACAGUAGAAAGUCUGAAACACCGACACCAGAAGUAGAUGAGGAUGGUUUCUGUAUUAGACCGAAAGCAGAGCCGUGGGAGAAUGAAAAAGGAUUUUAUUCUAGCUCAGAUACCGAUUCCGAAGACGAAAGGGAACGAAAGAUUCGGGUGGAAAUAAAACCACUUAGCAAUGGCGGAGCACCGAUGAGCGCCAGCGUAGACGAACUUAGGGCGACAGUGGAAAAUUUAUCUUUAUCGCCUGCACCGACGGGACGCAGAGGAUCGAAUACCGACUCAGAUCAUCAUAUGAAAAGGUCUCAGUCAGUGUCACAGCAAUUAGGAGGUAAGCCAAGCUCGGAUUUACUUGGCCUAAACUUGUUCAAUCCUAGCAGUACACCAUCGAGUGCUUCAACGCCAACUGGUAGUCAUCCGUACGCGUCAUUGCAAAGUCCUCCGCCACUGUCUUUGUCACCGACGCCUCAACCACAGCCGCCACAAUCCGCACCACCUACACAUCCUCACCCACGAUUCCCUGAUGGAGAUUUAUUUUCGGAAGUGGGAGAUAUCACUCCGGCCUUACCCCCUAAACAAUCCGCGUCCUCCACUCCAACAGGUUCUAUUAUCAUUCCUAGACCGCCGUCCCGAAGAGGAGAAGGUCCUUCACCAAGGGGUAGAAUGUCACCGGCAACUAUAUCUAGAGCUGACAGCGUGGCUAGCUUGGAGUUCCGUACAGCCGGUGUUGGAGUUGGUUCUUCUAGGGGUCCAUCUCCGCUUACGAUAGGACUCGCAGACACUAUUCCUUUAGCAGUUGCCUUCCAUGAGAUAGUACACUCUUAUUUUAGAGGUACCGAUGAAACUCGGUGUCAGGUAAAGCUCAGUGGAGAUAUGAUGCUGUCCUUCCCUGCCGGUAUUGUCGCCGUGCUGGCAAAUAAUCCAAGUCCUGCGAAGCUAACUUUUCGCGUGCGAAAUAGUAAUAGAUUGGAAAAAUUGUUCCCUAAUAAUCAGCUCGUCAGCAUGGAUGUUACACAAACAACUGUCGACAGUACAAUUUUUGAAUUCAACAUGAGUGCCUUAACUACGUUGUUACGCAAACAGGCUGAGCAAAAUCCCUCGGCUUCGUAUUUUAAUGUAGACAUACUCAAAUAUCAGAUCAAGUGCAAAGAGGGCGCAAGUUCAUGUCCUUUUCAGCUGGUUGCCUAUUGGAAAUGCGAAACGACUCAUACCGACCUUAAGAUUGAUUAUAAAUAUAAUAGUCGCGCUAUGGCUUCUCCGAGUCCAUUGUUGAACCUCCAUGUGGCUGCACCCAUAGACGGAGGUUUUAAGUCACUGAAUAGUAAACCUCAGGCUCAGUGGUUAUCAGAGACGAAUCGAGUACUGUGGAAGUUCACAGAACUAUCACAGCAUAGUGAAGGUAACGGUGUAGGUUCUCUGAAAGCACGAGUAGAACUUGGGCACGGGCCAGGGAACCAAGGAACUAUAUAUACACAGUUUAAUUGCGAAGGGACCACAUUAUCUGGAGUUGAGUUCGAGCUUCUAGGCCCGGGAUAUAGAUUAAGUUUAGUAAAGCGUAGAUUUGUAUCUGGAAAGUAUAUUUGUGACGGAGAUUCUGACUCACGGAGUAGAUACGCUGCUCCGCCAUCUAAUGUGGAUUGACGACUUCCAGAAUGGGCACCUCAGUGGGAGAGUUUGCCCAUUUAAUAUUGGUAUUCGCUUGUUCAUUCACUGCCCAUACCACGACUAAUGUCCGUUCACUUGUUCGAAAUCGGCGUGGGGAAGCCUGUUGGAUACCAAAGAAUGUGUGCGAUACAAUAUUAAGGAUAUAUAGUAGAUGGAUAAUUUGUACAGAAGCCGUGGUGCUGCGUGAUUUCAAUGUAGCAGGAUGUAAAGUUUACUCGCUUUAUGAGUCAAAAAGAAAACAAGGAAGGAUAUUGGGUACGAGAAAGGUGUAAGUGGAGGUCAUAAAAAUCUUCGUGAACCAGGAUGAGUAUGCUAUGAUACAUGAUCCUAGGUGAAGAAAAUACUUGGAUAGCAAUGUAACGAAAAACAUAGUUGGACUUCGUAAGUCACUCGCUACCUGAUGAAUGACGUUCUAUGUGUUUUAUAACUUGUAUAUUUUUCAAUUUUUCUAUAUAUUCUCGAUUAGAUUGUACUAUUUUAGUAAAGUUUAUAUGUGAUGCGUAAACAAAGUGUAACUACGAUGACGACGGCGGCGACGAUAACGACAACAGAAAUGUUUAAGCUGUUGGGGAGUAAGUAGCCCAUUUUCGCAUAAAACCUUUGGUGUCCAGCAUAAUUUUCGCCACGAUACU